Messenger RNA from Varanus komodoensis (Komodo dragon), 2015 nucleotides. RefSeq names its product La ribonucleoprotein 6, translational regulator (gene LARP6). NCBI's taxonomy places the organism in Eukaryota, Metazoa, Chordata, Lepidosauria, Squamata, Varanidae. The record is from RefSeq and is a predicted model, not a curated record. Gene Ontology annotation, biological process: RNA processing. Gene Ontology annotation, cellular component: nucleus. Gene Ontology annotation, molecular function: mRNA binding. Bases 1 to 1500 code for a protein of 499 amino acids. The transcript is spliced from 3 exons.
AUGGCGGAGCCCCAGCCCGGCCCCGAGCCCCAGCCGGGCGGCACCGGCCCCGUGGAGAUCCGGGUGGCCGCGGCCCCCGACGCCGAGCGCGCGGGGGACGAGGAGGAGGAGGACGACGACGAGGACGACGACGACGAGGAGGACCGGCGCCGCGGGCUCCUGAGCCUGGCCCCGCUCGGCGGCGGCAGCUGCAGCGAAGACGAUUCCGGCCGCUGCUCCGGCGGCUGGAAGUCGAGUGGUGGCGAGAAUGAUGGAGACGACUCGGACCGCAACUGGAAACCUCCAGAGCACGAACUGAUCCUGAAGCUGGUGGCCCAAAUUGAGUAUUACUUUUCAGAUGAAAACCUUGAAAAGGACGCCUUCCUCCUGAAACACGUCCGGAGGAACAAGAUGGGCUACGUCAGCGUUAAGCUGCUGACAUCUUUCAAAAAGGUUAAGCACUUAACCCGAGACUGGAGAACCACAGCGUAUGCUCUGAAAUAUUCCGAUACUCUGGAGCUGAAUGAUGACAGCCGAAAGGUGCGAAGAAACACCCCCGUUCCCGUAUUCCCUAGCGAGAGUCUCCCAAGCAAGAUGCUGCUUGUCUAUGACAUCUGCCUGACCUCAGAUCUCCGUUCUCUGGAUGAAGGGCAAGAGAACGGAUGUGUUCAAGAGAAGAUGAUGGAGCGCCUCCUUAAAGUUUUUGUUAGGUACGGUGUGAUUUCAUCGGUACGCAUCCUCAAACCUGGGCGGGAGCUGCCACCCGAUAUAAAAAAAUUCAGUAGCCGGUACAGCCAAGUUGGGACCAAAGAAUGUGCGAUCGUGGAAUUUGAGGAGGUCGAUGCUGCUAUAAGAGCUCAUGAGUCGAUGUGUAUUAAGGACCACGAAACCGCGAUGAAAGUGCUCCUCAUUGGAAUGAAGCCGCCCAAGAAGAAGGUUCUGAAGGACAAGAAUCGUGAUGAUGGGACUAGCAAGGGUCCCAACAAAAUUCGAUCCAUGAACAAGAGAGUGGAAGAACUGCAGUACGUCGGCGAUGAAUCUUCCGCCAACAGCUCCUCAGAGCCCGAGAGCAACCCGACCUCUCCCAUUUCAGGACGCAGAGGUUGUUCUUCCAACAGACUGAGCCCCUCCUCCUGCCAGAACAAUCACCUAAGCCCCAACGUGUCUCCGAGGUCAAGCCCUUGGAGCAGCCCCUCUUCCCUGCGGAAAGUAUCCAGGAUGUCCCCGCUUGCCGAAAAUGGCAGGCUUAGCCUCAGCACUAGUCCCGAGACGUCGUGGAGAUGUGCCGACUAUUCCUCAGACAGUAGCGUCACCCCUUCUAGCAGCCCGUGGGUUCAGAGGCGGCGUCAAGCGCAGACUCUGACGCAAGAGAAAAGCCCGCUUGGGAGUCCAGUGCAAAGCCCCAAAAUUCAGAGUGCGGUUGGGUUGCCCAUUGGAGUGUUGCGUUUUCCAAGGGGCCCCGAUGGCACCAAGGGGUUCCAUAACAGCCACGAGCGGAGCAAGCCCGCCAAGAACGAGUGAGCCGUGCUUUUGCUGGACACGUCGCAGCAUCUCUGACCAGUGAAUUACUCCAGUAUUGAAUUACUUCAAGAACUUGGACCAAGGCAGUAUUUUUAUUUUUAAAAGCUUUUGUAUCCAUGUAGCUUUAUACGUUUGCAUUUGCACUUAAUCUACGUUGUCUUUAUAUAUAUUUUUAUUGUUUUGAAAUCUCAGCAUGGAUGCAUUUUACUUUUCUUUUUUUUAAUACGCCAUGUAUAACUGAACAUUUUAUGGGGGGAAACGUUUUAAUUUCCAAAGCUCUGUUUGAAAAUGGCAAAGUGCAAAUAUAUUUAGUCAAUGCAAUUGUCUUGAGUUGUACCAAUUCUCCAAAUAGUAUGUUGAAGUCUCUUUCUUUUUUGUAAUGUUUUGAAAGGAACACACACACGUUUCUGAUGUUUUGCAAACAUCUCGUCUAGUGUGAAAGGAUACUUCCUUGGCAUACAAAAAUACAAAAAAGUGUAUUUUUGGUAGUCUAAAUAAAUAACUCAAUAACUUAA